AUUUCAAACCUCACUUCCGGUUCCGGUUUCUAGAGGAGAAGCGGCGACGCAUCAUUGUCAGACUCCCGCAGUUCAGCUGAAUGUGCUGCUGGUCAAGCUGCAGUCGGACUCAUGACUCACAGUCAGUCCAGUCCUGUGGUGCAGACGCGUUUUCAACAGGUGAGGUCAGGUGGGAGGAGGAGGAGGAGCAGGAGGAGGAGGAGGAGCUAGAAGUAGGAAGGAAGACGUCUCCAGAUCUUUGGACUCACCGGAGUUAGAGGAGAAGUUGACUUUCCAUCUAGUAAACUUGGCUGCUAGAAGAAAAAAAAGGAGUAUGACAUCAUAAAGGGGAUUAAGAGAAGGAUCAGGCCGAAGAGAUGGCACAGCAAGACGAACCCCUGUAUGAUUUCCCAGAGCCCACCCAAUCGGCAGAGCGGAAGUUCUCGGGGCAUCAAAGGGGACAAGGCUCCUUGAGAAGCGUCAGCGUACUGGACCGCCUCCUGCUCACAGUCCCUGUCUGGCUCCAGCUGUCAAUCAACCCUGCUAACGCACUGCACAUACUGCAGAGAGAGCCUCCUGGGACAUUCCUGGUGCGGAGGUCUCGCACAUCUCAGAGAAACGUGCUGUGCAUGCGGUUGGUGGAUGACAGUGUGCCGUCCUUCGUUCGGCAGUUUGGCAUCAGGGAGGAACAGAGCACUCUGUCUCUAGAGACUUCGGCCAUCAGUUUUCCAGAUCUGCCGAGACUGAUUUCUUUCUACUGUGUCAGCAGAGAUGUAUUACCUUUCCCUCUGGAGCUUCCUGAAGCCAUCGCAAAGGCAACAUCACACAAAGAGCUGGAGUCCAUCUCGCAUAUGGGAAUAGAGUUUUGGAGUUCACAUCUGAACGUCCGCGGGCCGCGGGAGGCUCCCAAGGAGCAGAAGGACAAGAAGCAGAAGCCAGACCCUGCAACCCCAGCGCCACCUGCUGCUCCUCCGCAGACCGGCUCUAAAUCAACUCCCCAGCCAGACUCAGACCACCAGACCAACACAGUACCAGAACCAGGCGCAGCCACCAAUAAAUCAGCUCCCAACCCCACUCUGUUCCAUGAGUUUUGUCCAAUCAUGACGCGCAGCCCCAGAGAAUUGGACUGUGGAUACGGCUUGGGUGCUCUCUGCUUCAUCAAUCCACUUUUCCUGCAGUCUCAGAGCGCUUUGUCUCGACGGCGAAUGUUGAAACGCAGCCUCAAAGUUCGAAUUUCCAUGGAGACAUCCACCCUGCUGUCCCCGCCUCUCGUGUCGCCACCUCCACCGCCUCUAAUGCCCAAAAGUAAGGGGAGGUGUAAAGCACAGAAAAAGAAACAGGGUGUCGGAGGCCACCAGCUCAGUAAAAGUCUUUCUCAGGGUGGGAACCCAAGUCAAGCCAUCACCCAGAGAGAUCCCACAGCUCAGGUCACCCAGCCUCUGACACAAACACAGGAGGGUCCCUCUGAAGCCCAAACACAGCCUCCGUCUGCAGCUCCUCACAGCCAGCAGGAGGAGCAGGAGCAGGGUGAAACUAAAGCUCGAUUUGAGACUGCAGAGGCUGCCCAGCUCCCAACAGUGAUGGAGCAUCUCGAAGAGGAAUCAGACUACAUGCAGCCCUCUCCAAUGAUCAACGUCUCCCAUCCUCUUUCACUCUCUCAUUACCUUUCUGCUUCCAUGGCACCUCCUCUUUUCCUGAAACUGUCACAGUCCCUCUCUCCUCACAGCCAGCUGGAGGAGCAGGAGCAGGGUGAAACUAAAGCUCAAUUUGAGACUUCAGAGGCUGCCCAGCUCCCAACAGUGAUGGAGCAUCUCGAAGAGGAAUCAGACUACAUGCAGCCCUCUCCAAUGAUCAACUUCUCCCAUCCUCCUUCACUCUCUCCUUACCUUUCCGCUUCCAUGGCACCUCCUCUUUUCCUGAAACUGUCACAGUCCCUCUCUCCUCACAGCUCUCCCGGUAUGUCUCCCUCUCUCUCCCCAUAUCAAUCCCCAACCAUUUCUCCCAAGGCCCCCUUUUCUCUCUCUCCAUGCGACUCCCCCUGUGCCUCACCCUCCCUUUCGCCUUAUCAGUCGCCUUCACUUUCUCCUAAGGUCGCCUUCCCCCUGUCUCCCUUCACUUCCUCACCCUUGUCUCAGAGGACAGAGGAGGUGUAUCACACACCCACUGCCACCGCUUUAAGACCCAGUCAACAAAGAUCAGAGCCAGACACUGAGGAGGAAGGUUCAGCCACCGAUGGAAAUAAGGAGGACAAAGAUGAAACAAAUGAGGAAUUGCAUGAAAAGGAGGAAGAGGAGGGUUUGGUUUUACAGAUGAAUGCUGCUUCUCUUAACGACACGGACAGCUGCAGUUCCUUCAGCAGUCUCGAGGGGGCAGCAGAGACUCCAACUCACUCACUGCAUGAUCAGAACAGUGUGAACCUCUAGCAAUCAAAAAUGCAAGACUUUUAAUUAUUAUGUGAAGUGAUAUAAGAAAAACAAAUUGUGUAAAAUUAGCACAGAUAAGUUGCCAGCAUUCAAGGAGCUUAGAAACAUAUUUUUUUAGAAGACAACUUUGAGCACAAAACCAAAAAUUCCCACGCACAUACCUGAUGUUUUGCAUUUAAAAAGUCAUGUUAAUAGAAAUUUUGUACAGUUACUGUCACCCUCUGUCUCCCAAGCAUACAAUAAAAUAUUUGACAGGGUUUCCAUAUCUCCUGAGAAUUCAACUGCAAACAAGAAACAUUCUUUAAAAACUCUAUCUCCACAACUGUAGAACAGAAACAGGACACAGGAUGUUGUCACUGACCCUCCAGUGAAAUCACUGCAGUUAAAUAUCAGAAAGACUUAAAAUUAGUUUCUUGCUGCAACGUGAAUGGUUUGUUUCUGACACAUAACUCAUCCUUCAGUCAAGUGUCGGUUUUAUAUAUGUCAUUCCUUAAUCUCGAGGGAUAUUUGUAAUCUAAUUAUAACAUAAAUAAAUUAAAGCCUGUGGCUCUGGUAGAAAAAAAAUCCACAAAGUUCUUAUCAAACAACUUUUAUUGUGAAGAUCAACACUACAUUUCUUCAGUACACUCUUUUAGGCCUUCCAAACAACAAUAUUUUUGAACUGUCAAUUAGUAGAUUCAUUUUAAUACCAAACUUGGUAUACAGUGUUUUUGUGUUACCAUAGAAUCAUCUUAAGCUUUCAGAUAAUUAUGAUUGCAGAUGCUGGACAAACAUUUCACUUAGAGGACCAGUUGUAACGAUCAUUUUUAGCCAAAAGUCAACUGUCAAGUUCUGAGUAGAGACAAAAUAUUUCCUAAUCAUUUUGUGAUUUGUGAAACCAAUUUGUGACCAACCGUUACUUACAUAGACAUUAAACCCAGGAUUUAAACGGUCAGGCAGCACUGGUUUAAUGGUUAGUCAGCAAUACUUCUCCUCAGAAAAAUAAGUGCAUCAAAAAGAAUGAUGUUGUACUAAACAGUAUAUAUGAGCUGUGGAUGGAAAAACUGGCUGGUGUCUUUUGGCAAAUGUGUUCUGGCUUUGUGGUAAUGUAGUCUCCCUAUAGAAAUGUCAUUUUAAAGGAUUUGAAAGAAGCUGCAGUUUUUCAACAUUCAUCAUCACCUCUCUUAUCACAUUUGGCUAAAAAAAAAAA
This is a messenger RNA of Paralichthys olivaceus (Japanese flounder), 3591 nucleotides long. Its product is annotated as ras and Rab interactor 3-like. The record is from RefSeq and is a predicted model, not a curated record. NCBI's taxonomy places the organism in Eukaryota, Metazoa, Chordata, Actinopteri, Pleuronectiformes, Paralichthyidae.